GCGGAGCUCAGCCCCGAGCAGCGCGCAGCCCGCCGCGCCUCGGAGGUGGGCUCGGGACAGGCGCUCCGCGCCUCCUCUCGAGAUGGACAGCCGCUACACCAGCGCCACGGGCAUCGGGGACUUGAACCAGCUGAGUGCGACCAUCCCGGCCACGCGCGUGGAGGUGUCGGUGUCCUGCAGAAAUCUUCUUGAUAGAGACACAUUUUCUAAGUCUGAUCCAAUUUGUGUCUUAUAUAUACAAGCAGUUGGAAAUAAAGAAUGGAGAGAGUUUGGAAGAACUGAAGUGAUUGAUAAUACUUUGAAUCCUGAUUUUGUAAGAAAGUUUAUUCUGGACUAUUUCUUUGAAGAAAGAGAGAAUCUUCGCUUUGACUUAUAUGAUGUUGAUUCAAAGAGUCCCAAUUUAUCCAAACAUGACUUUCUGGGACAAGUGUUUUGUACAUUGGGGGAGAUUGUUGGCUCACAGGGAAGUCGUCUGGAAAAGCCAAUAGUGGGAAUUCCGGGCAGGAAGUGUGGAACAAUCAUACUAACAGCAGAGGAACUAAACUGUUGCAGGGAUGCUGUCUUGAUGCAGUUUUGUGCAAACAAAUUGGAUAAGAAGGAUUUCUUUGGAAAGUCGGAUCCUUUCCUUGUAUUUUAUCGAAGUAAUGAGGAUGGAAGCUUUACAAUUUGUCACAAGACAGAAGUUGUCAAAAACACUCUAAAUCCUGUGUGGCAAGCCUUCAAGAUCUCAGUGAGAGCACUAUGCAAUGGGGAUUAUGACAGAACAAUCAAAGUAGAAGUGUAUGACUGGGACCGAGACGGGAGUCAUGAUUUCAUUGGGGAGUUUACGACAAGCUACCGGGAACUUUCUAGAGGGCAGUCACAGUUCAACGUCUACGAGGUGGUGAAUCCCAAAAAGAAAGGGAAAAAGAAAAAGUACACCAAUUCAGGAACCGUAACCUUACUCUCUUUCUUGGUGGAAACAGAGGUCUCCUUCCUGGACUAUAUUAAAGGAGGAACACAGAUCAACUUCACGGUGGCUAUUGAUUUUACAGCAUCAAACGGAAACCCUGCCCAGCCUACUUCUCUCCACUACAUGAACCCGUACCAACUGAAUGCCUAUGGCAUGGCACUGAAGGCUGUUGGGGAAAUCGUUCAAGAUUAUGACAGCGAUAAGAUGUUCCCAGCCCUUGGUUUUGGUGCAAAGCUGCCUCCAGAUGGAAGGAUAUCUCAUGAGUUUGCCUUGAAUGGCAACCCCCAGAAUCCUUAUUGUGAUGGCAUCGAAGGGGUCAUGGAAGCUUAUUAUAGGAGCCUGAAAUCUGUGCAGCUGUACGGGCCAACCAACUUUGCUCCUGUAAUAAACCACGUAGCAAGGUAUGCGUCCUCCGUAAAAGACGGCUCCCAGUAUUUUGUGCUCCUCAUUGUGACAGACGGCGUGAUCUCAGAUAUGGCUCAAACUAAAGAAUCCAUAGUUAACGCCUCGAAGCUUCCAAUGUCAAUCAUUAUAGUAGGUGUUGGACCCGCAGAAUUUGAUGCAAUGGUUGAAUUGGAUGGAGAUGAUGUAAGAGUUUCCUCCAGAGGGAAAUACGCCGAAAGAGACAUUGUACAGUUUGUGCCCUUCAGGGAUUAUAUCGACAGAAGUGGGAACCACAUACUGAGCAUGGCUAGACUGGCCAAAGACGUCUUAGCUGAGAUCCCUGAGCAGUUUCUCUCCUACAUGAGAGCCAGAGGAAUCAAGCCAUCACCAGCACCUCCGCCGUACACCCCGCCCACACACGUGCUACAGACGCAGAUAUGACCGCACCCAGAUGCUGAUGUCCAUCGCACGUCAAUCAGAACUGCUGAGCCUAUGCUUUGCACCUGGUGCUCUGCUCUGAACCAGGAAAUGAGACACUCUCUCAGAUUGGUUUCAGCAGUCCUCGAUAAGUGUGCUUUCUUGGAUCCAAAAUUAACUCUCUUCCUAAACCAAAACUGUAAAUAUGGUUGUUGCAUGGGCAACAGGAAACUCGUUCAGAUGCUUGAAGCGAAGUAGAGAUGUCUUCUCUAAUUUUCAAAUAUUUUUUUUUGUUUUGUUCUUGACAGAUUAGCAAAUUUCCAAUGUAUUAUUGGGAAAAAGCACAAGCUACGUUUUUAACACAAAUAUUGUCCUCGACUGCUCCAUAUAUAGGACAGCAGUUUUUGUGUCAAUGUUUACAUGUUACCACUUUUUAAAUUUCAAUACUUUUAUAACUGUUCUUAAGAAUAAGUUUUGAAUAUUGAAUCCUUUGUCUUCUAAAUUGCAAUAGCUAUAAUCACAGGAGCAAUAUCUCUUUGAAUGACUGUCUGGACACUUGUGGUAUGAAUAAGGGGAGAGAAGGAGGGAAAAGGAACCAUUUGCUAGUUAAUAUCUAUCCUGUUUGGGCCAAUUGUGGGAGUUUAAACUCAUAAACAGAUAUGACCCUGUAAAAAUAUGCAUUUUCAUGGACUUCUGGUUUAAAUUUAUACUGCAGUCAAUUUAUGUUUCAUGAUGUCGAGUAGAAGCAACAAAAAGGCAAACAGUGACCUGUGAACCCACAGAUUAUACUUUGUAUAAAAACUACCAUCCUCAUAAUGCUAAUGAGUAAAACCAAGAAUAUAACUCCAAA
Psammomys obesus (fat sand rat) is the source of this 2603-nucleotide messenger RNA. RefSeq names its product copine 8 (gene Cpne8). The record is from RefSeq and is a predicted model, not a curated record. NCBI's taxonomy places the organism in Eukaryota, Metazoa, Chordata, Mammalia, Rodentia, Muridae. Gene Ontology annotation, cellular component: plasma membrane. Gene Ontology annotation, biological process: cellular response to calcium ion. Gene Ontology annotation, molecular function: calcium-dependent phospholipid binding. The transcript has 20 exons. The coding region runs from base 83 to 1777 and encodes 564 amino acids.